AUGUCGAUGCCAGUGUCCACCGCGGAUCCGACCUCCAGAACCAUUACUCCCAAUGGUCUACCCCUCGCCAUUCUCGUCAUUUCAACAGUCUUUCUUGGCCUCUCAAUCAUCACCGUCUCGCUGAGGACCUAUAUCCGCAUUGUCAAAGGGUCGUUUGGAGUCGAUGAUGGAUUCAUGGUUGCAGGAUGUGUUGCAUACACUGUUGCUACUGCUCUUGCAGUCUACGACGUCUACAUUGGCCUAGGGCGUGUGAACGCUGAGCUCAACGAGUGGCAGCAAAUGCACGCGAUGAAGUUUUACAUCAUCUGGAUCCUGACCUAUGUCCUAGCCCUUGCAACCGUAAAGUCGUCAAUCUGCAUAACGAUUCUGCGCAUCGCGUCCAACAAGGUCAACCUACGCAUCAGUGUAUAUGUCCUUUUGGCUGUCACAUGGGCCUCCUUCUUCAUCACCUUUAUCGGAACACUGCUGUACUGCCAGCCUGUGAACGCCAUCUGGGAUAUAUCGUUGAUUCUGGGUGGCAAGGGAAAAUGUGCACCAGUAAAGACUUUUAUAAUCAUCGGUCACACCGCUACCGUGAGCACAAUCCUGACCGACAUGGCUUUGGUCGUCGUGCCGGCGAUUAUCCUUUGGAAUACGCAGAUGAAGAGACAGGCCAAGCUUCAAGCUUUUGGAUUGCUCUCCUUUGCUUCUGUUGCCUCGAUCAUAACCAUGGUGCGGAUUCCGUACGUGAACAAGUUUGGUGGGAUGAAGGACCUGCCAUUCUGGGUCGCGCACACUAUGCUUUGUUCGAACAUCGAGACUGGCAUUGGGUGUAUAUGCUCUUCGCUUCCCUCGCUUCGGCAUUUCCUCAAACGCGACGGUAGCAGCAGCGACUCCAAAGGCCACAGCCAAAAGACAAGAAGUGGACUUCAGACUAUAAGCCAGCAGCGGGUUCGCAAUAUUGGGAGGGCAAAGGAAGACAACUGGGAGGAGUUGCAGGACGGUAGUUCGGAUCGUAGUGUGGCGCUGCUAAACUCAAAAGGCAUCCACAAGGCGCAGACGUUCGAAGUCGACAUCGAGAUGGAGGGCUUUGAGAAGAGGAAAAAUGGCGCAGCCUCGCGGCUUUAG
This is a messenger RNA of Parastagonospora nodorum SN15, 1107 nucleotides long. RefSeq lists its product as hypothetical. The coding region runs from base 1 to 1107 and encodes 368 amino acids. NCBI's taxonomy places the organism in Eukaryota, Fungi, Ascomycota, Dothideomycetes, Pleosporales, Phaeosphaeriaceae. The transcript has 3 exons. The record is from RefSeq and is a predicted model, not a curated record.